This is a messenger RNA of Penicillium diatomitis, 3042 nucleotides long. RefSeq names its product TAPT1 family protein. Lineage: Eukaryota; Fungi; Ascomycota; Eurotiomycetes; Eurotiales; Aspergillaceae. Gene Ontology annotation, cellular component: endoplasmic reticulum membrane. The record is from RefSeq and is a predicted model, not a curated record. Bases 1 to 3042 code for a protein of 1013 amino acids. The transcript has a single exon. Gene Ontology annotation, biological process: maintenance of protein localization in endoplasmic reticulum.
AUGACAUCCAGAGUCGAGACUUGCGGAUCUGCGGCGGAUCAAAAGUCGACCGGACAAACGCCAGGGGCUCCGCUGGACGAUAUGGCAAAUGGCCCGCGGAUCAACGAACAGGGCGCGCCAUAUAUUCCAAGAUCGACCAUGCUCAUGGAUCGUCAAUCCGAUCAGAAGUCCCCAGCCGAGAAGCAGCCCAGGAUAAAUGGCACCGGGGAUAAUGCCGAUGGAGCAGUACGCGACGAAUCAGUUGACGACACAACUUCUUCAAAACUACACAGCCAUCGGAGUGAAGGCCUAGGUAUUCUUGUUGAGUUAUCGUCGGACGAUACGGCGGAUAAUGGCCGGGCGACUCUGUUGGAAGGUUCUAAGUUGAAAGCUGCCUUGGCCGGAUUGGCAGAAGAGACACCACUUGAAGCUGCCGAUGACAAUGACCCAGUCUUGACCCUAUCAUCCGACAAGAUCCAAGAGCUCAUAAGCUCUCCAGACUCAAUACCCAUUCGAACAGAAGAUGCUCAGGUCAACGCACCAAAAACCAACACAGAGCGACGGCAUGAGAACAAAACACUUCGGCCUGAGAUACGGGAGUCAAUACUACAGUCCCUCCAGGAAGCCUCACUUCUUGACCGCAACUUUAAGACGAGGAAUUCGAAGAGCUCUACUCUCGAAACGCCAGCCUUGCCUGUCAACUCGGCGUUUCACAAGACAGUUGCCAAUGGAAAUAUUCGCAAUCGUCCUCACAAUUCUCGGACGGUCUCGACUCCUGGGUUAUCUCGACCUCCUCAUCUCCAGUUGCACAGUGAACGUAUAACACAUACAUGGGCUUCGCGGUCACGGCAGGAGAGAAGUACACUCGAUCGGGAUGUGGGUGGCCAUCUUGCCGCCUCCCCUCAAAUCGCAGAGUCUCCUGCAACUCCAAUGGCACCUGUGUCUAUUCCGAUCCCGCCCGUUUCACUACCCACAUACCUUCAACUUGAAUUAGCUUCCGGACGACCAUCUCCCCUGUAUAUCCAUCGACCUUCGUCCACUGAUUUCCCCUAUGAAUCAUCAAGUGCUAAGAUUGAACGAUUGAUGAACUUCCUGAUUCUCCCCGGAGCCCUGGAGCAGGUCUUGUGUUUCGGCUCUUUCGCAUGUCUUGACUCGUGGCUUUACUCCUUCACAAUUCUUCCGCUGCGCUUCAUCAAGGCCGUGUAUAUUUUGUUUGAAUCGUGGAUGAAGAACCUGAAUGCUGAGUUCUGGUCAAUUUCAGGUUUUGUGAUUAACGGAGUUGGGCGCGUUUGGAAGAGACGAACGCAGAAUGGCGAGAGACAAGAAAGCGAAACCGACGCACUUCCUCCAACGGCCAGUGAAUCAUCCGCGGAGCAAGAUGUCACUGGCUCCGCUGAUCACGACUCCCGUCAUCGCGACUCUGACCUUUCCAAAAGAAGACACCGUACCUCGCAAUUUCGCCGUCAUCACCGACGAAGCAAGUCGAUCCCUUCAACUCUUCUGCCGGAUGACAAGGCAGAUAUAUUGACUGGGUUGCUGAUGAUUGCGACUUGCUGGGCAUUGAUGUACUUUGAUGCUAGCCGCAUGUACCACUGGAUUCGAGGACAGGCGGCUAUCAAACUGUAUGUCAUAUAUAAUGUUCUGGAGGUCCUCGAUCGUCUGUUGGCAGCAAUUGGACAGGAUGUUCUCGAGUGCCUCUUCUCGAGAGAAGCCCUUGAGAGAAGGCCUGACGGACGAAGUAAGAUAAUGCGUCCGUUUGGGCUAUUUCUAGCGGCUCUGGUCUACACGGUUGCUCAUGCAACGUCCCUCUUCUCCCAGGUCAUGACCCUCAAUGUGGCAGUCAAUUCUUAUUCAAAUGCCCUGAUGACACUCCUUCUGUCAAAUCAAUUCGUCGAGAUCAAAUCCACCGUCUUCCGCAAAUUUGAAAAGGAAAACUUGUUCCAGUUGACGUGUGCUGACGUCGUUGAACGAUUCCAACUCUGGCUCAUGCUCACUAUCAUUGCGUCUCGCAAUAUUGUGGAGACAGGGGCCUUCAACUUCAUCGGCGAUCUAGGUUUGGGCUCGAGCCUUUCCGGCCAGACUUCUACCAGCACGAAUAGCACUCCCUUGUCGACUCCCCCAAGAAGUGCAUCGUCCAUCCUGCCUCAGGCCUUCACCUUCUUUCCAUCUUCCAUCCUCGCAUCUGUCAGCAGUGUCAACUCUUUCCUACCGACAUUCGGUCAAGUGUUAGGACCAUUCCUGGUAGUCCUGGGAUCUGAGAUGCUCGUUGACUGGUUGAAACAUGCCUAUAUCAACAAGUUCAACAACUACCGACCCGCUCUUUAUGGGCGAUAUCUGGACGUUCUAGCCAAGGAUUACUAUACCAACGCCUUUGGCGACCAAAACUUAACUCGUCGUCUCGGCCUCCCUGUCAUCCCGCUCUCGUGCCUUUUUAUCCGUGUAUCAGUGCAAACAUACCAAAUGUUCCUCGCUUCAAUGCUUCCACAACACCCAUCUUCAACAGCGCUCACAGCGACAUCCCUGGCAGCCAUCCACAGAAACCACGCGCCUGGCCCACUGCCGUCCACGGCUCCCCUGACGCUUCGCAACGUGAUUCCCGUCUCCGUCGCCCACGUCACCUCGUUCUUCAGCACUCUCGUCGACAACGCCAUGCCCUCACCAGCACAAUCCGUGCAAAUCUUCACAAUAGUCCUCCUGUUAACAUCAUACAUCGUCCUGUUGAUUCUCAAACUCCUCCUCGGGAUGGGUCUUCUCGCCUUUGCCCGAUCCCGCUACAAGCGCAUGAAACUUGCAGAACACGAGUCUCGGAAGGCCCCCUCUUCAGAGACUCCAGCUCACGAUCAACCCGCUCGGAAAGAUAGCUUCAAUGUCGAGGGCAGUCGACGGGCCGGGGGCUGGGGCAUGGUUGAGCUGGGCGAUGAGAAGCGCCGCUGGAUCUAUGGCGAUGAUCCAGAUGGUUUGCGACGUGUCAAAGAGAAAGAGGACCGCGAUAAAAACAAAGACAAGGAUCUGAAGAUCGAUCAUGUUCAUCGGUACGAGAUGGUUGCGAAGAAAAUCUGGUGA